Messenger RNA from Paramuricea clavata, 418 nucleotides. Lineage: Eukaryota; Metazoa; Cnidaria; Anthozoa; Malacalcyonacea; Plexauridae. The record is from the annotation of a GenBank genome assembly.
AUGGUUCAUGUCUCGGGCUGUGAACAAGAUAUAGUGCUGCCUUGCCUAAGACUGAUUCUUUCCAAUUCUGUGUGCGACUCUCCCGACUGUCCUCAAGGCGAGAAAGUGCUGCACCGUUCUUCACUGUUGAUUGUGAAUGGCGAUUUAGAAAGGCUCGAAAGACAAACUUAUUUGGAGCUGAUGCUCCAUGCAGGGCGAAAUCCACCACCUGAGCCAUGUAAUGCUGCAUACCACCAGAACCCACCGGCAACUGCUAGGACCAGACAAAAUGAAGUACAUGUGGUUCCUGAUGGUGACGCAAUCCAAGGUGAUUUUUACGGAGGAGUACGUAUGUUGGAGUUGAAGGAAUUUGGCAGAGGUCCUCCAUGGGUAUUACCAAUCUUCGUUGGCGAUCCAGCCCAGACUGACAUGCUGCAAG